AUGAGUGCAUGUGAUGGCAUGAGUGCAUGUGAUGGCAUGAGUGCAUGUGAUGGCAUGACUGCAUGUGAUGGCAUGAGUGCAUGUGAUGGCAUGAGUGCAUGUGAUGGCAUGACUGCAUGUGAUGGCAUGAGUGCAUGUGAUGGCAUGAGUGCAUGUGAUGGCAUGAGUGCAUGUGAUGGCAUGAGUGCAUGUGAUGGCAUGAGUGCAUGUGAUGGCAUGAGUGCAUGUGAUGGCAUGAGUGCAUGUGAUGGCAUGAGUGCAUGUGAUGGCAUGACUGCAUGUGAUGGCAUGACUGCAUGUGAUGGCAUGAGUGCAUGUGAUGGCAUGACUGCAUGUGAUGGCAUGAGUGCAUGUGAUGGCAUGACUGCAUGUGAUGGCAUGAGUGCAUGUGAUGGCAUGAGUGCAUGUGAUGGCAUGAGUGCAUGUGAUGGCAUGAGUGCAUGUGAUGGCAUGAGUGCAUGUGAUGGCAUGAGUGCAUGUGAUGGCAUGAGUGCAUGUGAUGGCAUGAGUGCAUGUGAUGGCAUGACUGCAUGUGAUGGCAUGAGUGCAUGUGAUGGCAUGAGUGCAUGUGAUGGCAUGACUGCAUGUGAUGGCAUGAGUGCAUGUGAUGGCAUGACUGCAUGUGAUGGCAUGAGUGCAUGUGAUGGCAUGAGUGCAUGUGAUGGCAUGACUGCAUGUGAUGGCAUGACUGCAUGUGAUGGCAUGACUGCAUGUGAUGGCAUGACUGCAUGUGAUGGCAUGAGUGCAUGUGAUGGCAUGAGUGCAUGUGAUGGCAUGAGUGCAUGUGAUGGCAUGAGUGCAUGUGAUGGCAUGACUGCAUGUGAUGGCAUGACUGCAUGUGAUGGCAUGAGUGCAUGUGAUGGCAUGAGUGCAUGUGAUGGCAUGAGUGCAUGUGAUGGCAUGACUGCAUGUGAUGGCAUGAGUGCAUGUGAUGGCAUGAGUGCAUGUGAUGGCAUGAGUGCAUGUGAUGGCAUGACUGCAUGUGAUGGCAUGAGUGCAUGUGAUGGCAUGAGUGCAUGUGAUGGCAUGAGUGCAUGUGAUGGCAUGAGUGCAUGUGAUGGCAUGACUGCAUGUGAUGGCAUGACUGCAUGUGAUGGCAUGAGUGCAUGUGAUGGCAUGACUGCAUGUGAUGGCAUGAGUGCAUGUGAUGGCAUGAGUGCAUGUGAUGGCAUGACUGCAUGUGAUGGCAUGACUGCAUGUGAUGGCAUGAGUGCAUGUGAUGGCAUGAGUGCAUGUGAUGGCAUGAGUGCAUGUGAUGGCAUGACUGCAUGUGAUGGCAUGAGUGCAUGUGAUGGCAUGAGUGCAUGUGAUGGCAUGACUGCAUGUGAUGGCAUGAGUGCAUGUGAUGGCAUGAGUGCAUGUGAUGGCAUGAGUGCAUGUGAUGGCAUGACUGCAUGUGAUGGCAUGAGUGCAUGUGAUGGCAUGAGUGCAUGUGAUGGCAUGAGUGCAUGUGAUGGCAUGACUGCAUGUGAUGGCAUGAGUGCAUGUGAUGGCAUGAGUGCAUGUGAUGGCAUGAGUGCAUGUGAUGGCAUGACUGCAUGUGAUGGCAUGACUGCAUGUGAUGGCAUGAGUGCAUGUGAUGGCAUGAGUGCAUGUGAUGGCAUGACUGCAUGUGAUGGCAUGAGUGCAUGUGAUGGCAUGAGUGCAUGUGAUGGCAUGACUGCAUGUGAUGGCAUGACUGCAUGUGAUGGCAUGAGUGCAUGUGAUGGCAUGAGUGCAUGUGAUGGCAUGAGUGCAUGUGAUGGCAUGACUGCAUGUGAUGGCAUGAGUGCAUGUGAUGGCAUGAGUGCAUGUGAUGGCAUGAGUGCAUGUGAUGGCAUGAGUGCAUGUGAUGGCAUGAGUGCAUGUGAUGGCAUGAGUGCAUGUGAUGGCAUGAGUGCAUGUGAUGGCAUGAGUGCAUGUGAUGGCAUGAGUGCAUGUGAUGGCAUGAGUGCAUGUGAUGGCAUGAGUGCAUGUGAUGGCAUGAGUGCAUGUGAUGGCAUGAGUGCAUGUGAUGGCAUGAGUGCAUGUGAUGGCAUGAGUGCAUGUGAUGGCAUGAGUGCAUGUGAUGGCAUGAGUGCAUGUGAUGGCAUGAGUGCAUGUGAUGGCAUGAGUGCAUGUGAUGGCAUGAGUGCAUGUGAUGGCAUGAGUGCAUGUGAUGGCAUGAGUGCAUGUGAUGGCAUGAGUGCAUGUGAUGGCAUGAGUGCAUGUGAUGGCAUGAGUGCAUGUGAUGGCAUGAGUGCAUGUGAUGGCAUGAGUGCAUGUGAUGGCAUGACUGCAUGUGAUGGCAUGAGUGCAUGUGAUGGCAUGAGUGCAUGUGAUGGCAUGACUGCAUGUGAUGGCAUGACUGCAUGUGAUGGCAUGAGUGCAUGUGAUGGCAUGAGUGCAUGUGAUGGCAUGAGUGCAUGUGAUGGCAUGACUGCAUGUGAUGGCAUGAGUGCAUGUGAUGGCAUGAGUGCAUGUGAUGGCAUGAGUGCAUGUGAUGGCAUGAGUGCAUGUGAUGGCAUGACUGCAUGUGAUGGCAUGAGUGCAUGUGAUGGCAUGAGUGCAUGUGAUGGCAUGACUGCAUGUGAUGGCAUGAGUGCAUGUGAUGGCAUGAGUGCAUGUGAUGGCAUGAGUGCAUGUGAUGGCAUGAGUGCAUGUGAUGGCAUGAGUGCAUGUGAUGGCAUGAGUGCAUGUGAUGGCAUGAGUGCAUGUGAUGGCAUGAGUGCAUGUGAUGGCAUGAGUGCAUGUGAUGGCAUGACUGCAUGUGAUGGCAUGAGUGCAUGUGAUGGCAUGAGUGCAUGUGAUGGCAUGAGUGCAUGUGAUGGCAUGACUGCAUGUGAUGGCAUGACUGCAUGUGAUGGCAUGAGUGCAUGUGAUGGCAUGAGUGCAUGUGAUGGCAUGAGUGCAUGUGAUGGCAUGAGUGCAUGUGAUGGCAUGAGUGCAUGUGAUGGCAUGAGUGCAUGUGAUGGCAUGAGUGCAUGUGAUGGCAUGAGUGCAUGUGAUGGCAUGAGUGCAUGUGAUGGCAUGAGUGCAUGUGAUGGCAUGAGUGCAUGUGAUGGCAUGAGUGCAUGUGAUGGCAUGAGUGCAUGUGAUGGCAUGAGUGCAUUUGCAUGUGAUGGCAUGAGUGCAUGUGAUGGCAUGAGUGCAUGUGAUGGCAUGAGUGCAUGUGAUGGCAUGAGUGCAUGUGAUGGCAUGAGUGCAUGUGAUGGCAUGAGUGCAUGUGAUGGCAUGAGUGCAUGUGAUGGCAUGAGUGCAUGUGAUGGCAUGAGUGCAUGUGAUGGCAUGAGUGCAUGUGAUGGCAUGAGUGCAUGUGAUGGCAUGAGUGCAUGUGAUGGCAUGAGUGCAUGUGAUGGCAUGAGUGCAUGUGAUGGCAUGAGUGCAUGUGAUGGCAUGAGUGCAUGUGAUGGCAUGAGUGCAUGUGAUGGCAUGACUGCAUGUGAUGGCAUGAGUGCAUGUGAUGGCAUGAGUGCAUGUGAUGGCAUGACUGCAUGUGAUGGCAUGAGUGCAUGUGAUGGCAUGAGUGCAUGUGAUGGCAUGAGUGCAUGUGAUGGCAUGACUGCAUGUGAUGGCAUGACUGCAUGUGAUGGCAUGAGUGCAUGUGAUGGCAUGAUGCCAUGUGAUGGCAUGAGUGCAUGUGAUGGCAUGAGUGCAUGUGAUGGCAUGAGUGCAUGUGAUGGCAUGAGUGCAUGUGAUGGCAUGAGUGCAUGUGAUGGCAUGAGUGCAUGUGAUGGCAUGAGUGCAUGUGAUGGCAUGAGUGCAUGUGAUGGGCAUGAUGCAUGUGAUGGCAUGAGUGCAUGUGAUGGCAUGACUGCAUGUGAUGGCAUGAGUGCAUGUGAUGGCAUGACUGCAUGUGAUGGCAUGAGUGCAUGUGAUGGCAUGAGUGCAUGUGAUGGCAUGAGUGCAUGUGAUGGCAUGACUGCAUGUGAUGGCAUGAGUGCAUGUGAUGGCAUGAGUGCAUGUGAUGGCAUGACUGCAUGUGAUGGCAUGAGUGCAUGUGAUGGCAUGAGUGCAUGUGAUGGCAUGACUGCAUGUGAUGGCAUGACUGCAUGUGAUGGCAUGAGUGCAUGUGAUGGCAUGAGUGCAUGUGAUGGCAUGACUGCAUGUGAUGGCAUGACUGCAUGUGAUGGCAUGAGUGCAUGUGAUGGCAUGAGUGCAUGUGAUGGCAUGAGUGCAUGUGAUGGCAUGACUGCAUGUGAUGGCAUGACUGCAUGUGAUGGCAUGAGUGCAUGUGAUGGCAUGAGUGCAUGUGAUGGCAUGAGUGCAUGUGAUGGCAUGAGUGCAUGUGAUGGCAUGAGUGCAUGUGAUGGCAUGAGUGCAUGUGAUGGCAUGACUGCAUGUGAUGGCAUGACUGCAUGUGAUGGCAUGAGUGCAUGUGAUGGCAUGAGUGCAUGUGAUGGCAUGAGUGCAUGUGAUGGCAUGACUGCAUGUGAUGGCAUGAGUGCAUGUGAUGGCAUGAGUGCAUGUGAUGGCAUGACUGCAUGUGAUGGCAUGAGUGCAUGUGAUGGCAUGAGUGCAUGUGAUGGCAUGAGUGCAUGUGAUGGCAUGACUGCAUGUGAUGGCAUGAGUGCAUGUGAUGGCAUGAGUGCAUGUGAUGGCAUGAGUGCAUGUGAUGGCAUGAGUGCAUGUGAUGGCAUGACUGCAUGUGAUGGCAUGACUGCAUGUGAUGGCAUGAGUGCAUGUGAUGGCAUGACUGCAUGUGAUGGCAUGAGUGCAUGUGAUGGCAUGACUGCAUGUGAUGGCAUGAGUGCAUGUGAUGGCAUGAGUGCAUGUGAUGGCAUGAGUGCAUGUGAUGGCAUGACUGCAUGUGAUGGCAUGAGUGCAUGUGAUGGCAUGAGUGCAUGUGAUGGCAUGACUGCAUGUGAUGGCAUGAGUGCAUGUGAUGGCAUGACUGCAUGUGAUGGCAUGAGUGCAUGUGAUGGCAUGAGUGCAUGUGAUGGCAUGACUGCAUGUGAUGGCAUGAGUGCAUGUGAUGGCAUGACUGCAUGUGAUGGCAUGAGUGCAUGUGAUGGCAUGAGUGCAUGUGAUGGCAUGACUGCAUGUGAUGGCAUGACUGCAUGUGAUGGCAUGAGUGCAUGUGAUGGCAUGACUGCAUGUGAUGGCAUGAGUGCAUGUGAUGGCAUGAGUGCAUGUGAUGGCAUGACUGCAUGUGAUGGCAUGACUGCAUGUGAUGGCAUGAGUGCAUGUGAUGGCAUGAGUGCAUGUGAUGGCAUGAGUGCAUGUGAUGGCAUGACUGCAUGUGAUGGCAUGAGUGCAUGUGAUGGCAUGAGUGCAUGUGAUGGCAUGAGUGCAUGUGAUGGCAUGACUGCAUGUGAUGGCAUGACUGCAUGUGAUGGCAUGAGUGCAUGUGAUGGCAUGAGUGCAUGUGACGGCAUGAGUGCAUGUGACGGCAUGACUGCAUGUGAUGGCAUGAGUGCAUGUGAUGGCAUGAGUGCAUGUGAUGGCAUGACUGCAUGUGAUGGCAUGAGUGCAUGUGAUGGCAUGACUGCAUGUGAUGGCAUGAGUGCAUGUGAUGGCAUGAGUGCAUGUGAUGGCAUGACUGCAUGUGAUGGCAUGAGUGCAUGUGAUGGCAUGACUGCAUGUGAUGGCAUGAGUGCAUGUGAUGGCAUGAGUGCAUGUGAUGGCAUGACUGCAUGUGAUGGCAUGACUGCAUGUGAUGGCAUGAGUGCAUGUGAUGGCAUGACUGCAUGUGAUGGCAUGAGUGCAUGUGAUGGCAUGAGUGCAUGUGAUGGCAUGACUGCAUGUGAUGGCAUGACUGCAUGUGAUGGCAUGAGUGCAUGUGAUGGCAUGAGUGCAUGUGAUGGCAUGAGUGCAUGUGAUGGCAUGACUGCAUGUGAUGGCAUGAGUGCAUGUGAUGGCAUGAGUGCAUGUGAUGGCAUGAGUGCAUGUGAUGGCAUGACUGCAUGUGAUGGCAUGACUGCAUGUGAUGGCAUGAGUGCAUGUGAUGGCAUGAGUGCAUGUGAUGGCAUGAGUGCAUGUGAUGGCAUGACUGCAUGUGAUGGCAUGAGUGCAUGUGAUGGCAUGAGUGCAUGUGAUGGCAUGACUGCAUUGCAUGUGAUUGGCAUGAGUGCAUGUGAUGGCAUGAGUGCAUGUGAUGGCAUGAGUGCAUGUGAUGGCAUGAGUGCAUGUGAUGGCAUGAGUGCAUGUGAUGGCAUGAGUGCAUGUGAUGGCAUGACUGCAUGUGAUGGCAUGACUGCAUGUGAUGGCAUGAGUGCAUGUGAUGGCAUGACUGCAUGUGAUGGCAUGACUGCAUGUGAUGGCAUGAGUGCAUGUGAUGGCAUGAGUGCAUGUGAUGGCAUGAGUGCAUGUGAUGGCAUGAGUGCAUGUGAUGGCAUGAGUGCAUGUGAUGGCAUGAGUGCAUGUGAUGGCAUGACUGCAUGUGAUGGCAUGAGUGCAUGUGAUGGCAUGACUGCAUGUGAUGGCAUGACUGCAUGUGAUGGCAUGACUGCAUGUGAUGGCAUGACUGCAUGUGAUGGCAUGAGUGCAUGUGAUGGCAUGAGUGCAUGUGAUGGCAUGAGUGCAUGUGAUGGCAUGAUGCAUGUGGAUGGCAUGAGUGCAUGUGAUGGCAUGAGUGCAUGUGAUGGCAUGACUGCAUGUGAUGGCAUGAGUGCAUGUGAUGGCAUGAGUGCAUGUGAUGGCAUGAGUGCAUGUGAUGGCAUGACUGCAUGUGAUGGCAUGAGUGCAUGUGAUGGCAUGAGUGCAUGUGAUGGCAUGAGUGCAUGUGAUGGCAUGACUGCAUGUGAUGGCAUGAGUGCAUGUGAUGGCAUGAGUGCAUGUGAUGGCAUGAGUGCAUGUGAUGGCAUGAGUGCAUGUGAUGGCAUGAGUGCAUGUGAUGGCAUGAGUGCAUGUGAUGGCAUGAGUGCAUGUGAUGGCAUGAGUGCAUGUGAUGGCAUGACUGCAUGUGAUGGCAUGACUGCAUGUGAUGGCAUGACUGCAUGUGAUGGCAUGACUGCAUGUGAUGGCAUGACUGCAUGUGAUGGCAUGAGUGCAUGUGAUGGCAUGAGUGCAUGUGAUGGCAUGAGUGCAUGUGAUGGCAUGAGUGCAUGUGAUGGCAUGAGUGCAUGUGAUGGCAUGAGUGCAUGUGAUGGCAUGAGUGCAUGUGAUGGCAUGAGUGCAUGUGAUGGCAUGAGUGCAUGUGAUGGCAUGAGUGCAUGUGAUGGCAUGACUGCAUGUGAUGGCAUGAGUGCAUGUGAUGGCAUGAGUGCAUGUGAUGGCAUGAGUGCAUGUGAUGGCAUGAGUGCAUGUGAUGGCAUGAGUGCAUGUGAUGGCAUGAGUGCAUGUGAUGGCAUGAGUGCAUGUGAUGGCAUGAGUGCAUGUGAUGGCAUGAGUGCAUGUGAUGGCAUGAGUGCAUGUGAUGGCAUGAGUGCAUGUGAUGGCAUGAGUGCAUGUGAUGGCAUGAGUGCAUGUGAUGGCAUGAGUGCAUGUGAUGGCAUGAGUGCAUGUGAUGGCAUGAGUGCAUGUGAUGGCAUGACUGCAUGUGAUGGCAUGAGUGCAUGUGAUGGCAUGAGUGCAUGUGAUGGCAUGAGUGCAUGUGAUGGCAUGAGUGCAUGUGAUGGCAUGAGUGCAUGUGAUGGCAUGAGUGCAUGUGAUGGCAUGACUGCAUGUGAUGGCAUGAGUGCAUGUGAUGGCAUGAGUGCAUGUGAUGGCAUGACUGCAUGUGAUGGCAUGACUGCAUGUGAUGGCAUGAGUGCAUGUGAUGGCAUGAGUGCAUGUGAUGGCAUGAGUGCAUGUGAUGGCAUGAGUGCAUGUGAUGGCAUGACUGCAUGUGAUGGCAUGACUGCAUGUGAUGGCAUGAGUGCAUGUGAUGGCAUGAGUGCAUGUGAUGGCAUGAGUGCAUGUGAUGGCAUGAGUGCAUGUGAUGGCAUGAGUGCAUGUGAUGGCAUGAGUGCAUGUGAUGGCAUGAGUGCAUGUGAUGGCAUGACUGCAUGUGAUGGCAUGAGUGCAUGUGAUGGCAUGAGUGCAUGUGAUGGCAUGACUGCAUGUGAUGGCAUGAGUGCAUGUGAUGGCAUGACUGCAUGUGAUGGCAUGAGUGCAUGUGAUGGCAUGAGUGCAUGUGAUGGCAUGAGUGCAUGUGAUGGCAUGAGUGCAUGUGAUGGCAUGAGUGCAUGUGAUGGCAUGACUGCAUGUGAUGGCAUGAGUGCAUGUGAUGGCAUGAGUGCAUGUGAUGGCAUGACUGCAUGUGAUGGCAUGAGUGCAUGUGAUGGCAUGAGUGCAUGUGAUGGCAUGACUGCAUGUGAUGGCAUGACUGCAUGUGAUGGCAUGAGUGCAUGUGAUGGCAUGACUGCAUUGCAUGUGAUGGCCAUGACUGCAUGUGAUGGCAUGAGUGCAUGUGAUGGCAUGAGUGCAUGUGAUGGCAUGACUGCAUGUGAUGGCAUGAGUGCAUGUGAUGGCAUGACUGCAUGUGAUGGCAUGAGUGCAUGUGAUGGCAUGAGUGCAUGUGAUGGCAUGAGUGCAUGUGAUGGCAUGAGUGCAUGUGAUGGCAUGACUGCAUGUGAUGGCAUGAGUGCAUGUGAUGGCAUGAGUGCAUGUGAUGGCAUGACUGCAUGUGAUGGCAUGACUGCAUGUGAUGGCAUGAGUGCAUGUGAUGGCAUGAGUGCAUGUGAUGGCAUGAGUGCAUGUGAUGGCAUGAGUGCAUGUGAUGGCAUGAGUGCAUGUGAUGGCAUGAGUGCAUGUGAUGGCAUGAGUGCAUGUGAUGGCAUGAGUGCAUGUGAUGGCAUGACUGCAUGUGAUGGCAUGAGUGCAUGUGAUGGCAUGAGUGCAUGUGAUGGCAUGAGUGCAUGUGAUGGCAUGAGUGCAUGUGAUGGCAUGAGUGCAUGUGAUGGCAUGAGUGCAUGUGAUGGCAUGAGUGCAUGUGAUGGCAUGAGUGCAUGUGACGGCAUGACUGCAUGUGAUGGCAUGAGUGCAUGUGAUGGCAUGAGUGCAUGUGAUGGCAUGACUGCAUGUGAUGGCAUGAGUGCAUGUGAUGGCAUGACUGCAUGUGAUGGCAUGAGUGCAUGUGAUGGCAUGAGUGCAUGUGAUGGCAUGACUGCAUGUGAUGGCAUGAGUGCAUGUGAUGGCAUGACUGCAUGUGAUGGCAUGAGUGCAUGUGAUGGCAUGAGUGCAUGUGAUGGCAUGACUGCAUGUGAUGGCAUGACUGCAUGUGAUGGCAUGAGUGCAUGUGAUGGCAUGACUGCAUGUGAUGGCAUGAGUGCAUGUGAUGGCAUGAGUGCAUGUGAUGGCAUGACUGCAUGUGAUGGCAUGACUGCAUGUGAUGGCAUGAGUGCAUGUGAUGGCAUGAGUGCAUGUGAUGGCAUGAGUGCAUGUGAUGGCAUGACUGCAUGUGAUGGCAUGAGUGCAUGUGAUGGCAUGAGUGCAUGUGAUGGCAUGAGUGCAUGUGAUGGCAUGACUGCAUGUGAUGGCAUGACUGCAUGUGAUGGCAUGAGUGCAUGUGAUGGCAUGAAUGCAUGUGAUGGCAUGAGUGCAUGUGAUGGCAUGAGUGCAUGUGAUGGCAUGAGUGCAUGUGAUGGCAUGACUGCAUGUGAUGGCAUGAGUGCAUGUGAUGGCAUGAGUGCAUGUGAUGGCAUGAGUGCAUGUGAUGGCAUGAGUGCAUGUGAUGGCAUGACUGCAUGUGAUGGCAUGAGUGCAUGUGAUGGCAUGAGUGCAUGUGAUGGCAUGAGUGCAUGUGAUGGCAUGACUGCAUGUGAUGGCAUGAGUGCAUGUGAUGGCAUGAGUGCAUGUGAUGGCAUGAGUGCAUGUGAUGGCAUGAGUGCAUGUGAUGGCAUGACUGCAUGUGAUGGCAUGAGUGCAUGUGAUGGCAUGAGUGCAUGUGAUGGCAUGAGUGCAUGUGAUGGCAUGACUGCAUGUGAUGGCAUGACUGCAUGUGAUGGCAUGAGUGCAUGUGAUGGCAUGAGUGCAUGUGAUGGCAUGAGUGCAUGUGAUGGCAUGAGUGCAUGUGAUGGCAUGAGUGAAUGUGAUGGCAUGAGUGCAUGUGAUGGCAUGAGUGCAUGUGAUGGCAUGAGUGCAUGUGAUGGCAUGAGUGCAUGUGAUGGCAUGAGUGCAUGUGAUGGCAUGAGUGCAUGUGAUGGCAUGACUGCAUGUGAUGGCAUGAGUGCAUGUGAUGGCAUGAGUGCAUGUGAUGGCAUGAGUGCAUGUGAUGGCAUGAGUGCAUGUGAUGGCAUGAGUGCAUGUGAUGGCAUGAGUGCAUGUGAUGGCAUGAGUGCAUGUGAUGGCAUGAGUGCAUGUGAUGGCAUGAGUGCAUGUGAUGGCAUGAGUGCAUGUGAUGGCAUGAGUGCAUGUGAUGGCAUGACUGCAUGUGAUGGCAUGAGUGCAUGUGAUGGCAUGACUGCAUGUGAUGGCAUGAGUGCAUGUGAUGGCAUGAGUGCAUGUGAUGGCAUGACUGCAUGUGAUGGCAUGAGUGCAUGUGAUGGCAUGACUGCAUGUGAUGGCAUGAGUGCAUGUGAUGGCAUGAGUGCAUGUGAUGGCAUGACUGCAUGUGAUGGCAUGACUGCAUGUGAUGGCAUGACUGCAUGUGAUGGCAUGAGUGCAUGUGAUGGCAUGAGUGCAUGUGAUGGCAUGAGUGCAUGUGAUGGCAUGAGUGCAUGUGAUGGCAUGACUGCAUGUGAUGGCAUGACUGCAUGUGAUGGCAUGAGUGCAUGUGAUGGCAUGAGUGCAUGUGAUGGCAUGAGUGCAUGUGAUGGCAUGACUGCAUGUGAUGGCAUGAGUGCAUGUGAUGGCAUGAGUGCAUGUGAUGGCAUGAGUGCAUGUGAUGGCAUGACUGCAUGUGAUGGCAUGAGUGCAUGUGAUGGCAUGAGUGCAUGUGAUGGCAUGAGUGCAUGUGAUGGCAUGAGUGCAUGUGAUGGCAUGACUGCAUGUGAUGGCAUGACUGCAUGUGAUGGCAUGAGUGCAUGUGAUGGCAUGACUGCAUGUGAUGGCAUGAGUGCAUGUGAUGGCAUGAGUGCAUGUGAUGGCAUGACUGCAUGUGAUGGCAUGACUGCAUGUGAUGGCAUGAGUGCAUGUGAUGGCAUGAGUGCAUGUGAUGGCAUGAGUGCAUGUGAUGGCAUGACUGCAUGUGAUGGCAUGAGUGCAUGUGAUGGCAUGAGUGCAUGUGAUGGCAUGACUGCAUGUGAUGGCAUGAGUGCAUGUGAUGGCAUGAGUGCAUGUGAUGGCAUGACUGCAUGUGAUGGCAUGACUGCAUGUGAUGGCAUGAGUGCAUGUGAUGGCAUGAGUGCAUGUGAUGGCAUGAGUGCAUGUGAUGGCAUGACUGCAUGUGAUGGCAUGAGUGCAUGUGAUGGCAUGAGUGCAUGUGAUGGCAUGAGUGCAUGUGAUGGCAUGACUGCAUGUGAUGGCAUGAGUGCAUGUGAUGGCAUGAGUGCAUGUGAUGGCAUGAGUGCAUGUGAUGGCAUGAGUGCAUGUGAUGGCAUGACUGCAUGUGAUGGCAUGAGUGCAUGUGAUGGCAUGAGUGCAUGUGAUGGCAUGACUGCAUGUGAUGGCAUGAGUGCAUGUGAUGGCAUGAGUGCAUGUGAUGGCAUGACUGCAUGUGAUGGCAUGACUGCAUGUGAUGGCAUGAGUGCAUGUGAUGGCAUGAGUGCAUGUGAUGGCAUGAGUGCAUGUGAUGGCAUGACUGCAUGUGAUGGCAUGAGUGCAUGUGAUGGCAUGAGUGCAUGUGAUGGCAUGAGUGCAUGUGAUGGCAUGAGUGCAUGUGAUGGCAUGAGUGCAUGUGAUGCAUGA
Molecule: messenger RNA, 11667 nt
Organism: Closterium sp. Naga37s-1
Lineage: Eukaryota; Viridiplantae; Streptophyta; Zygnematophyceae; Desmidiales; Closteriaceae
Source: the annotation of a GenBank genome assembly